AUGGAUGGAGCCUCCUUGGCUGAGGCGGCUCUGCCUAGAAGGGAAGCCCAGCGGCGAAUGUCUGGGCAGAAAAAGGACUGCCACAUGGACGACGCGACGCUACGGCAAGCACGGAGAAUGCCGCCUACGCGGCAGACAAACGAACGGGAACGACAAGGCCACAUCAAAGCUGCAGGCAGCGCAGAGCCGGCGGAGCAAAAGCCCCAGCUGGUUUCAACUAUCGGAUGGGGGCUCAAAGUGGCAAGUGCCGUAGCGAACAGUGUCAAGUGUCAACGAGUGGCGGACACGAGCCGAGCGAGUGCUCUGUUGAGCUCGGCCGCUACGACUGCGCUACAAAUGGACAACAUUCGUGUCAACAACAACAAUGCCCCUCUUCGUGUCUUUGUUGCUCUGCUCGGACCGGCCCCGUCUCUUGGACUCGUUUGCAGAGGGCAAAAAAGGGUCCUAUUGUGGUUCUCGUGCUGGACCGUGAGGCACAAUGUGGGCGGGCGGCCAAGGGCGAGGCGGACGAGGCGCAUGAAAGACCCUGAAUUUCGGAAAUGCAACCAAGCGGGACGGAUCUUCAUGAGGCUCACCGCCCGGAGCGCAGGAUCGUCGUCAGGACAGCCGAGCAGUUCCCCCUUGGAGGGCACUAUAUUGUUGGGCAUUACAUGGGCCAAAGACGGCUGCGGUCCUAUCGAAGAGGUUGUCCAGUCCAAAUUCGAUCAUGGUGUUGUCAACGACGAGCUGGAGUCGAGCCGCCACCCGCACGUAUUUGCCAUGACACUUUUCGACACAUGCAGGUACGAAGACGCCAUAAAAUUGUCCUCUGCCCAGGCUGGAGACGCUCCGGAUGGGGUCAAGGAAACAGUGUCGGAGAUUUUAGGACAACUGUCAGCAAUGCCUGAGUCAGAUACCUAG
Messenger RNA from Verticillium dahliae VdLs.17, 900 nucleotides. RefSeq lists its product as uncharacterized. Lineage: Eukaryota; Fungi; Ascomycota; Sordariomycetes; Glomerellales; Plectosphaerellaceae. The record is from RefSeq and is a predicted model, not a curated record. The transcript has 6 exons. Bases 1 to 900 code for a protein of 299 amino acids.